AUGGGGCUAUUAGAUCUGUUUCUCCAGUCCUCCAGCUCUAUCUCCCUGUUGGGGGGUCUGGUGGUCUUGCUGCUCGUCUACAUUUUCACCUCCUCUGGCUUCAGCUCCGAGAAUGAGGGAAAGGAACCUCCAGGACCAAAACCACUUCCCCUACUCGGGAACCUGCUACAGCUUGACCUUAAGAGACCCUACCACACAUUACUGAAGCUUUCCAAGAAAUAUGGAUCAGUGUUCACCUUCUACAUGGGACCAAAGAAAGUGGUGGUCCUGGCAGGAUACAAGACGGUAAAGGAGGCACUUGUUAACCAUGCUGAAGCGUUUGGAGACAGAGGUCCAAUGCUCAUUAUGGGUGAAAUACAAGAUAAACAUGGUAUUGUAUGGUCCAACGGGGAAUCAUGGAAAGAGAUGAGGCGCUUUGCCUUGACUAACCUGAGAGACUUUGGGAUGGGAAAAAAGACGUGCGAGGACAAAAUCAUUGAGGAAUGCGACCACCUCAUUGAAGUUUUUAAGAAGUUCACAGGAGAAGCUUUUGAUACGACCCAAUCAAUAAACUAUGCAGUCUCUAAUAUUAUCUGCUCCAUUGUGUAUGGCAGCAGAUUUGAAUAUGAUGAUCCAGAGUUUACAUCACGGGUCAAUCGAACAAACAGGGUGAUUCAACUCGUGGGCUCCUCGUCAGUACAGGUGUACCAAAUGUUCCCAUGGAUCGGUAAAUUGGUUGCUAACAGGAACGAAAUCCACACGUUGAUUUCUGCCAACAAGAAACAGAAUCUACAGCUGUUUAGUCGUUUGAAAGAAACCCUCAAUCCACAGAUGCUCAGAGGCUUUGUGGACACCUUUCUGCUCCGAAAGCAGAAUCUGGAGGAAUCUGGCAAUACCAACAGUCACUACAACGAUAACAACCUUUUGAUAACAGUUCUUAAUCUCUUUGCUGCCGGCACUGACACAACAUCAACUACCCUGAGAUGGGGACUUCUGUAUAUGGCCAAGUAUCCAAAAAUACAAGACCAGGUCAAGGAGGAGCUGAGCAGUGUGAUAGGAAGUCGUCAAGUGCAGGUUGAGGACAGAAAGAACCUGCCCUUCACCGACGCUGUCAUCCAUGAGACACAGAGACUGGCCAACAUCGCCCCCAUGGCACUUCCUCACAAAACAAGUCAAGACAUCACUUUCCAGGGUCACUUCAUUAAGAAGGGGACCGCAGUGAUUCCUCUCCUAACAUCCGUCCUGUAUGAUGAGAGUGAGUGGGAGAAGCCACACAGUUUUUAUCCUGCUCACUUCCUGGACAAAGACGGGAAGUUUGUGAAGAGAGAUGCCUUCAUGCCUUUCUCUGCAGGUCGCAGGGUUUGUCUUGGAGAGAGUCUGGCCAGGAUGGAGCUCUUCCUCUUCUUCACCAGACUCAUGCAGCAUUUCUCCUUCUCUCCUCCUCCGGGAGUUUCAGAGGAUGAACUGGAUCUGACUCCAGGUCUGGGCUUAACCCUCACCCCUUCACCCCACAAACUGAUUGCUGUUUCCUGUAUGUGA
This is a messenger RNA of Cottoperca gobio, 1518 nucleotides long. RefSeq names its product cytochrome P450 2K1-like. Bases 1 to 1518 code for a protein of 505 amino acids. The record is from RefSeq and is a predicted model, not a curated record. The transcript is spliced from 9 exons. NCBI's taxonomy places the organism in Eukaryota, Metazoa, Chordata, Actinopteri, Perciformes, Bovichtidae. Gene Ontology annotation, cellular component: intracellular membrane-bounded organelle; cytoplasm. Gene Ontology annotation, molecular function: oxidoreductase activity, acting on paired donors, with incorporation or reduction of molecular oxygen, reduced flavin or flavoprotein as one donor, and incorporation of one atom of oxygen; heme binding; iron ion binding. Gene Ontology annotation, biological process: xenobiotic metabolic process.